GGAACAUUUAAUGACGGAACUAUUAGUUCCAUCCGGUGAACGUUUUCGCUGACGGACCAGAAAAUUACAUAUUUGUAAACAGAUUCAGUGAAUCUUCAUAUUGACCCCUUUUGUUGACAUCAUCACCCAAUGUGGAGGAGGAGCAUUUUUCUUUGUUACACACAUCCAUAUGUGGAUUCAUGUGAAAGCUCUUUCUCUCUCUCUCUCUCGCACACACACACACACACACAGCACCACAGUUCUUCAAGUUUGUGUGUGUGUGUGUGUGUGUAUCGGCCUGUGUAAGAAAAACAGUGCCACCCAAAACUGUGCCAUGAGAAUUUCUGGCAAAGGCCAGACCUACUCCUCUUACUGUGCCAAUCUCUAGCAUUAACUCAAUAGGAUCAUCCGCCUCUAGCUAGUUGAUUAACAGAGCUGUGUUAAAGAGGGAUUGUUGUCCUGGAAGGAGCUUCCUGCCCUCGAGGAACACCAUCCGCUCAGACUGCCUCCCUCUGGGGCUCAGACGGCAGAUGCUUCGCCUGCAAGUUCCAGAGCCACCCCGCCCCAUAGAGGACCACCCUACCCCAUAGAGGACCAUCCCGCCCCAUAGAGGACCACCCGCCUGCCCUAACAGCCUCUAGGAGGGACCCACCCCGGGAGCAUCAUGGAAGGGCUGGAAGUGGAGGACAUUAGUCCUGCCCUGGAGGCCACUGAGGACUUCCUACACUGCCUGGAUGGGGGUGGAGGCCAAAGCCACUGCCAGGGUGGGGAUGGGUUCCGGCAGCCUAGGCAACACCACCCCAAGCUGCAGGAGAUGUCUGCAGCCCUGGGGAAGCUGAGCUCUAGCGGGGUGUGGGGCCUGCUGGCCAGGGAGCAGGGGACCGAGGUGUCCCCCCGUAACGUGGCCUGGGCUGACCAGCCCUCUGCCUUCAGCGUGCUGGCUCUGAGGCAGGGGAAAAGGAGUCGUGCUCGUUCCACCAACGACCUGGCUGCCCACACCAAGGACACUAACAACACCACCUCUAACUCCUCCAACACCGCCUUUAAGAAAGGCCACAACCGCUCACGUUCUGAUGUCAACUACCGGCCGUCCUACACAGACAACGCUAAUGGCCUGCCUGCUGUGGACAAGAACAUGCUGAAGAACAUUGCUCUCAACGACCAGAGAGAAGAAGCCCAUAAGGACAGCAGCAGCGGCAGUGUGGUGAAGCAGGGCUCCCUGGAGCAUCGUGAGGGUCAGAAGGGUCGUUGGAGCAUCUGCCACCUAGAGCUGACCCCCUGUGAGCUGCGUCUCUACAGCCUGGACAGCAGUGGUAACCGCCAGCUCUGCACCGCCUACUCCCUGUCCCACUGCCAGGGGGUUAGCCAGCCCCAGCCACCACAGGACGGACGAGUCCUCCAGGCCCUCUUCUUCAACAGCUCCACCCGCCUGCAAUUACGUGCCACCUGCCAGUGGGAGGCGCUAGACUGGAGGAGGCAGAUCUGGGAGAGAGUAUUGGCUGCCCGGCCCGCCCACAAACAGGCAGAGCCGCCUCCAGUCUUAUCCCCGUCGUCAUCCAUCUCCUCUGGAGGUCUCGACACCAGACCAGACCCCAUUGGUCCUGCUGAGGCUGCCCUGACCCCUCAUACCUCGCAUCUCCCCCCAGCCCGGCCCACGGCCCUGCCCCUGUUCACCAAGCGCUGUGCUGAUGUCCUUAAGGUGGGUCUGCUCCACCAGCAGACUGACCUCAACAACUGGAGGGCUUUCACCUUUGUGCUGAGUCGUUCCACGCUGCAGGCCUUCCCAACCGAGGGCCGGGGGCCCGUGUCCGAGCCUGUCCUCCGCUACCCGCUGGCCUCCUGCUUGGCCGUGCAGAGGGACGAGGGGGCCAGCGCCGCCCGUUUCCAGGCAGUCUUCCCCAGAGAGGUGCUCCGUCUGCGGGCUGAGAGCCAACUCAAGGCCCAGGACUGGGUGGAGGACCUGCGGACGGCCGUGGCGGCCCAGAGGCCCCAGGGGGAGGAGGGUCAGGGCUCCAGCCAGGCCCAGCAAGGUGCAGUGUCGAUGGGGACGGGGGUGCUGCUGAGGACCAAGCCCUCCAGGGAGAGGAGGCAGAGGGAUGCCCAGAGGGCCAAGAGACAGUCAGUCACCACCAGCUUCCUCAGUAUCCUCACCUGCCUGGCUGUGGAGAAGGGCCUGACCACCCAGAGCUUCAGGUGUGCAGGGUGUCAGAAGCCAGUAGGGUUGUCGCGGGGCAAGGCCAAGGUGUGUUGCUACAGUGGCUGGUACUACUGCCAGAGCUGUCAUCAAGACAACCUGUUCCUCAUCCCUGCCCGCCUGCUGCACAACUGGGACACCAACAGACACAAGGUGUCCAAGCAGGCCAAGGAGUUCCUGGAGUUUGUGUAUGAGGAACCCCUGCUGGACGUGCAGCAGCUGAACCCGUGUCUGUAUGAACACUGUGAGGGCCUAGCUGCAGUACUGCGCCUGAGACAACAGCUCCUCCUCAGAGCAUACCUGUUCAGCUGCCGUGCUGCUGUGGCCGAGGACCUCCGUAGAAGGAUCUUCCCCAGAGAAUACCUACUGCAACACAUCCACCUGUACUCACUGGCUGACCUGCAGCAGGUGAUUGAUGGGAAGCUGGCCCCCUUUCUCUCCAAGGUGAUUAAGUUUGCCAGUUCCCACGUCUUCAGCUGCAGCCAGUGCAGAGAGAAGGGCUUCAUCUGUGAGAUGUGUCAGAACGGACAGGUCAUCUAUCCCUUCCAGGAGAGCGCCACUAAGAGAUGUGAUGGUUGUGGAGCGGUGUUCCAUACAGAGUGUCAUCAGAAGGCCCAGCCGUGUCCACGCUGCGUACACAGAGAGCUCCACCAUAAGAGAGCCUCGUCUUUCUGGAGCCCUGACGACGAUACACCAGGCUGCGUCACACUGCCUUACCAGUACACCUGAUCACAAAUACACACACACACACACACACACCUACACACACACCUGACACCCGGAGAUCACACACACACGCAGACACACACAUGCAGAAACACACAUGCAGACACACACACACACACACACAGAUUGAAACAGCGGUGCCACUCCACAGAGCUACUCUCACCAAAGUCAAUGGAAGCAUGUGUGUUUGUGUGUGUGAGCCGGCCAGGAUACACAGUGAGAGUGUUGAUGACUAAGAAAGGGUUAUGCUCUCUCACACACACCUGCUUUGUGAGCUACGCUGACGUCACUCUCACCUGGAUGAGAUGGAUCCCAACGCAACACCCACCGGAGAGGAACUGCUCUGCCUCUUAGCCUCUCUGCUAUGUGCUAUCAUCACACACACACGCACACAAACACAGACAACACAAAUAAAGGGAGAGGGACCAUGCUGACUCAACAGCAGUAAUGCGUCCUCUUGACUUUCUGGACACAGUCGCACACACACACACACAUCUGGAAAUGUACAUUUCCAGCUCAUACAUUUCCGACAUCAGUGACCAACCUACAAGCUGAAACUAAUAUGCUGUUGGUGUGAUGUCACUAUAGCCUAUAUCUGGACUCUGUUGGUGUGAUGUCACUAUAGCCUAUAUCUAUAGCCUAUAUCUGGACUCUGUUGGUGUGAUGUCGCAACUCGCUAUAUAUUUGGACUAUAUAUCUGAACGCUACAUGUCCCUACUUCACCACGCUGCCCCUCUGCCCUUCACUCUCUCUUUAUCCUCCCCUUCACAUGUUUUUGCACUAUUUAUGCAUGUUCAUUAGGAUGUCAAGCCACAGACUGGGUUAGUAGCCACUGUAUUUAAGGAUGAGUUUGCUUAUUUAACUCACCUAUUAGCUCUUAGAGCCCCUCUAACCAACCAACCUUUAUCCAGACAUAUUCAAUAGGAGGGUCCAAGUGGGGGACGCUUAUUAUGAUCAAGACACACUUGAAACUAGAAUGAGAUUGAGUCAUAGUAAUGUUCAAAUCGCAUAUCAUCCUAUCAUGUAUACUUUUUCCUUGAGCUUGAUAGGGGCAACUACUCCCUACUGCUGUCCUAUGGGGCUAGAGGCUGGUGGAUGUAUUGACUGUCUCCAUUAUACUCAGUAGGAAAGGCUCCAUCAGGUCAGCCCUACAUCUCCAGGCCUCAGCCACAGAGGGCCCAAAUUACAGUCCAUGGAAAAGACCAUGCAGGGCUUAGUUAUGUUACGCAAGCCAUCUCAAACCCACAGGAGCUGGGACUCAUUCUACUGCUAUGACUCAGUGCUCUCACUCUAGAGCCAUAUAUAUAUAUAUAUACAUAUAUAUAAGAGAGAGCGAGAGAGAGAAUAUAUAUGGGGAAAAGUAUAGAGAUUUGGUGAGGGGUGUCUAUGACUCCCAGUAGUGUGACUGGUCAAAGCUCAAAGAACUGGCGGUGGAGGAUGAGAGCCCCAGUGUGUGUACUGUAUGUGUGAGAGCCCCAGUGUGUGUACUGUAUGUGUGAGAGCCCCAGUGUGUGUACUGUAUGUGUGAGAGCCCCAGUGUGUGUACUGUCGGUGUGAGAGCCCCAGUGUGUGUACUGUCGGUGUGAGAGCCCCAGUGUGUGUACUGUCGGUGUGAGAGCCCCAGUGUGUGUACUGUAUGUGUGAGAGCCCCAGUGUGUGUACU
Oncorhynchus nerka (sockeye salmon) is the source of this 4562-nucleotide messenger RNA. RefSeq names its product pleckstrin homology domain-containing family M member 3. The record is from RefSeq and is a predicted model, not a curated record. NCBI's taxonomy places the organism in Eukaryota, Metazoa, Chordata, Actinopteri, Salmoniformes, Salmonidae.